Messenger RNA from Hymenoscyphus albidus, 1296 nucleotides. NCBI's taxonomy places the organism in Eukaryota, Fungi, Ascomycota, Leotiomycetes, Helotiales, Helotiaceae. The record is from the annotation of a GenBank genome assembly.
AUGUCUUUACUAAGUACAAGUAAUUACCAUCAGGUCCCUGUCGAAGCAAGCAUGAUUAUACUUUGUAUUUUCAACUUGAGCAAAGCUUAAACCAACCCACAUUUGAGUUAGGCCUGAGCUGCCUUGGAUUGUUCCACGAUUGCUCCACCUUCCACUCCACGGUAAAAGUAUUCUAGAAAAACUUCCGCAGUCAGUAUAUCUGGAGAAAUCGCUCUCGUCACAGGAGGCUGUGGCCAAGCUGGAUACUUCGUGGUCAAAGCAUUACUCUCCGAUGAAACCUAUUCCUCAGUUCAUGUCUUCUCUCGAAAUCCCACUCACAGCCUGCAACCCAAUGUCCAAUACCAUGCCGGUAGUAUCACCUCAGAGAGCGACAUUGCAACUGUCAUCUCCCAAGUCAAGCCAACCGUGAUCUUCCACUGCGCAUCUCCAAUAACCACAGGAAGUGCUAAAGCCUCAGACUUUCACUCCGUCAACAUCACAGGAACAAACAUCCUGCUCAGUCUCGCCACCAAAAGUGAAUAUACCAAAGUAUUGGUCUACACUUCCUCUAUAACCGUGGUUCAGAAGCCCUACAAUCUUGCCCAAGAGACCCAGCCUUAUUUCCACCUCAGCCAAGACGCAAGAAAAGAAUUCAAAUCUCAACCAUAUCCCUUCACAAAAUCAGUCGCCGACGCUACGGUCCUAGAAGCCAACUCCAAGUCGUUAAAAACAUGUUGUUUACGUCUCUCAACCAUCCUGGGAACACAUGACCAACAAACCAUCCCUCCAAUCCUCAACGCCACAAAAGGCAAAGUUGGUUUUCGAAACUUCCAAAUCGGACCCAACAUCACAAAAGUCGAUAUCCUCUCCACCCGCAACUCCGCAAAAGCCCAUCUCCUAGCCGCCGCAGCUCUUCCCAAGAACAAACCAGGCGUAGCAGGCGAAUUAUUCUUCAUCACCGACGGGCAACCCGUUCGGUUUUGGGAUUUCGUCCACGAUGUUUACAGACUUGCGGAUCCUAAGAAUUGUCCGAGACCAGAGGAUAUUUGGAUUGUUCCGACGUGGUUGGUUAUCUUCUUGAUUUCACUUGGAGAGUGGGUGUUCUUAAUAUUUACGUUUGGGUAUCUUAGUCCGCCAGGUUUGAAGCCGUAUCAAAUUAGGUAUCUUACUGAGGAGGCGACUUUUUCAAUUGAGAAGGCGAGGGAGAGAUUAGGGUAUGAACCUGACGAUGAUAGGGAGACAAGGAUGAAGGAAGCAGUCGAAUGGGGCUUGAAUGAGAUGGAUAUGAAGAGGGAGCUGGUACGGAAAAAAGAAUGA